Messenger RNA from Paramecium octaurelia, 1848 nucleotides. The record is from the annotation of a GenBank genome assembly. Lineage: Eukaryota; Ciliophora; Oligohymenophorea; Peniculida; Parameciidae.
AUGAUAUAAGACACUCAGAAAUCGUUUAAGGAUUUUUUGGAAACGUAUACCAUCAGACAAAAGGAGCCUGAAAAAAGAAGACUGCCCAAACAGAAUCCAGUGUUCCUACUUACUAAAUAUCAACCUCAGAAGAAUUCCAUUCAAAUUGAAUAAAAUUUUAGUUAUGCCAUCACCACAUCUAAGACCACACAUAUUGAUCCUCCAUUGAGUUUGCGAUUUAAAACAUUAGAAAGUGAAAAGAGCAACAUGUCAGGUCUAUCGCAAUUCCGUAAAAAUGAGUGGAAGUAAAAGGAUAAAAAUUAUUGCUUAAUUCGAAACUCCGAAUUAUUCAAUGAUGUUAUUCGAAAAUCAACUAGGUUUCAUAGUUAAUAGUAAUUGGUACCAAUCAAAUCAUAGGAUUAAAUAAUUAAGGGAUACUUGAUGGAACUGUCUCGAAAGCGGAAAGUAGCACCGAAGCCUCAAGGGACAGAUGAGUUACUGAAUUUUGAAGUGGACCAAAUAUAUUUGGAUAUCACAAGGAAAGAUAACAUGUUGAGUGUUAAGUUUCCUAAUAAAAAUCAACCUGGUGUGAAAUAAGUAUUUAGAAAUCUUCUAGCUACUGCUUAUGAUCAAUAAAUGUUUUUAGACUUGCCUCGUCUAAGGGUCAUACAUUUAGGCAUGCAAUUAACACAUGCUCACUUCUUCAAGUUUAAGUACCACUUUCUGAAUAAGUACAUGCAAUUGAACAUCUCAACAGAAAAAAUGUUCAAUUGUUGUGAAAGGAUUGAAAAUGUCCGUCCUUAUAUACUUAAUGAAACACUGGAAUUUGAAAUCUAUGGAGGAGAAGAAGGCAUCAAAGCCAUCACUAAACUCAUGUAUAAAAAAAUCCUAUCAGAUGUCACAUUAUCACCUUAUUUUGAGAAAAUUGACGUCGCCACUUAGGAAUUGAAAUUUGCUAGACUCUUCUUUUAAUUAAUCUAUCAUUUGGAUUCACCCAAUUACUCAUGUGAAGUGCUGAGAGAACGACAUGUCAAGUAUGCUUUGACAAAUGUGCAACUUACGAACUUUAAAUAUUACUUGUCUUUAACUUUGUAAUAGACAGGUAUACCUUGGAAGAAUAUCAGACAACUCUUAAGAAGAAUGGACAUCUACAAAUAUGCCAUAAUAAAUAAAAAUGAUCUCCAACAUUAUGUGAAUUAGUUAGGCUUCAAUUAAUUCAUUGAGAAUUUUGUGAAUAGUUGUUCAUAAGAUGCCAUGUUAUCUGAAUUGAUCCAACGUAGAGGACGAUAACGAUUUAUUUCACACUGCUGCAAUAUUUUCCAUUACUUUUUUCGUUACAACAUAAAGGCUGUAACCAGAGAGGACUUAUAUUUAAUUCAUUCAAAAAAAGCUAUAAUAAAUGAGAAGAUUUUCGACAGGUUCAAACAAAAGGCUGUUGAGUCUGUCAAAGAUCUGACUGAUGAUAAUCUAGUGGUCUAAGACUUUAUUGAAGAUUGGGAUGAGAUCAAGCCAAUAAUUUUAGGAGAAACCAGAGAACAAUAGAUUCUUAGCUUGGGUUAAGAAUAUCUAAUACCCAAAUUAGUUUAAAUUUUAGAAUACGAAUUUUUUUAAAGGCAUUUGAAUAAGAUAUAUGAAACUGAAGAGGCGGAGAUGGGCAAAAGCAUACUUUGCAAAUUAAACUUACUGCUCUACGGAGUUAGGUUUUUCAAGAAGUAAGACUUGCAAAUAAUUCACAAACGAUUCAAAAUUACUUCUUCACAAUACUACGACUUCUCACAAUGCUUUAAAAUUGCUUUAUAAGAAUACAAAGUCUUGAAUUAUGUUCACUAAUUAAUAGAAGAGUAUGAAGAAUAUAUAGUCUCUGAUUGA